Megalobrama amblycephala (Wuchang bream) is the source of this 3634-nucleotide messenger RNA. RefSeq names its product chromatin assembly factor 1, subunit A (p150) (gene chaf1a). Gene Ontology annotation, cellular component: nucleus; CAF-1 complex. The record is from RefSeq and is a predicted model, not a curated record. Gene Ontology annotation, biological process: nucleosome assembly. Lineage: Eukaryota; Metazoa; Chordata; Actinopteri; Cypriniformes; Xenocyprididae. The transcript has 17 exons. Bases 314 to 2953 code for a protein of 879 amino acids.
AUCACAGCCUGCGAUCCAUCCCAGCAACAGGCUCCCGCCAAUUCUGAGCGGGGAGCGCGAGGGAGUCUAGCCGGGGAUGAGACGGGAACGACGGGACCAGGAUUACACACGAAAAAAUUGAAUCUACAACUCUAAAAGUUACAGAAACUAAUCGAAUUUGCAGUUGACACGUUAAUGCUGCAACUUUAAAAGACGUGGAGUCGAUGACUAGCCCUAAGAAGCUGUGUACGGAGUCCAGAAAAGCGCUCCCCGUUUCCGUUUAACGUUUCCAGUGAGAGGACAGCGCGAGCGCACGGAGCUGAAAGGCGCGCGGAUGGUGGUCGUGAUGCUCGCGGCUGAAGAGCCUUUAGCCUCCACUCCACGCAGAGGCAUGGAUUGUGUGGGCAAAGCUAAUACCAGCAAGAAGCUUGUUCAAGCACGUCUACCUUUCAAAAGGCUCAACCCAGAACCCAAGGAAUGCAGUGAACCCAAAAGAACCAAAUGUCCAGUUGCCCCAAAAUGUUCUGAGCCAAGUGCAUCUGAUGGAGAAAAUGAUAUGGACAGCUCCUCCAUCCCGCUGCAGCAUGGCCCGGCUCUGGUAAAUGGUCGCGGUCCGCUCGAUUGCUUCAUGAGCCGACGGAAGCGUUCCUCAGUCCUCUCUGGCCCUGAAGCCACUAUCGACCUCACCGAAGACUCAAAUGAUGCUGUCAAAGACCAGCCUGCACCUCCGGUUGCUGCCACCUGCCCCCUUAGUGAAGAAACGACAAAAACCGCAGAAGAUACCACAAAAUCUACAGAACCAACCACACCACUGACAGAGAAAGAGAUGGAAAAGGAUGAGGAAGAGGAUGAAGAUGCCCUCCCACUACUGGACAUAACUCAGGAGUCUGAGACUGAGGAAGAGGAGCAGCAGGAGACUGAAGUCAGUCCCGAGAAUGAGUCUGUGUUGUCAACUGGAUCCACCAGCUCCCUCUCAGUCAUAGAGAGCUCACCAGAGGCCAGCAAGAGUGCUCCUACCACCCCUGCCUCCACAUCACAGAUAAAUGCAGCCAGUAAAACAAAGAGACGAUCACUUAAGCUUGACGUCUCUCUGGAAUGCAGGUCAUGGGUACAUAAACCCAAAGCUGAUAUCUUGAGUGUCCAAGAGCAGGAGGAGAAGCAGCGACAGAGGGACGAGAAAGAGCGCCAGAAACAGGAGGCCAAAGCUGCCAAGGAGAGGAAGAAAGAGGAGGCCCGCAAGCUAAAGGAAGAGAAAGAGAGAGAGAAGAAAGAGAAAAAGGAGAAAGACGAAAAGGAGCGGCGGGAGAAAAAGGAGAGGGAGGAGAAAGAAAAGGCUGAGAAACUAAGAGCUAAAGAAGAGCAGCGGCAAAUGAAAAUUGAGGCCAGACUGGAAGAGAAAAGGAAGAAAGAGGAGGAAAAACGGUUGAAAGAAGAAAAAGAACGAAUCAAAGCUGAGAAGGCUGAGAUUACACGGUUUCUACAGAAGCCCAAGACCCAGUUGGCACCAAAGACUCUGGCAUCUGCCUGUGGGAAAUUUGCUCCUUUUGAGAUUAAAGCGCACAUGGCUCUGGCACCACUAACUCGAGUACAAUGUGAAGACGCAGUUUUAGAAGAGCUGGACCAUUAUCUUGCUCAACCGGACCGCACUCUAAAUGGACUAAAGGACUGGACAAAGCACAAACCUCGCACAUCAGGUCCAACCAGGCCUAGUCACAGUGCAGCAAGGGAUUGUGUGGUCAUAACUGAAAGCCAAAAGGCAGAUGGUGUCCCUGACCGCCACCGUUAUGGCCGCAUGAAACUCCUGCAGUUCCAUGAUAACUAUCGUCCAGCUUACUGGGGGACCUGGUGCAAAAAAAGCACUCACAUCUCGCCACGCUGCCCGCUGAGACUGGACAAGGAGCUGCUGGAUUAUGAGGUGGACAGUGAUGAAGAGUGGGAGGAGGAGGAGCCGGGAGAGUCUCUGUCACACAGUGAGGGGGAUGAUGACGAUGAAGGUGGAGAUGACGAUGACGAUGAUGAUGGAUUCUUUGUGCCCCAUGGUUAUCUCUCAGAAGGGGAAGGAGCACUUGAAGACGAGGAGGGUGGAGAUCCAGAGAAGCAAAAGGUGCGUCAGAGGAUGAAGGCUCGUGAAUGGGAGAAUGAGCUGAUGUCUAAAGGGAAGGUGAAGGUGUUGGAGGCGGUUGUGCGAGGCUGCCUGUGGGAGGGGGAACAGCCUUCGCUGGACCUCCUGCAGCCAUACGCUGUCUGUAUACUGGAGCCUUUACCUAGAGACGAGCCCUGCACCCCUGAUCAGGACCUAUCACGCCAACAGAGGAACAAAAAAUUGCUGUCACAGCUGCUGCCUUUGCUUCAUGGGAAUGUGAACAGCAGUAAGGUCAUAAUCAACGAGUUCCUGGAGUUCUGUCGCCAGCAAACAUCCUCACCCACAGAAAGCCCUUUGAAUUGUAUUGACAGCGUCCCACCCAGGAUCCACAUCAGGCGUAUCAUAAAAGAGAACGCCGUGUACGAAAAGCGCUCCACUUACAGACGAUGCUGCUGGUACGUGCAUGCGGAAGUUCUGACCCGUCAUUCUCAGGAGGCCUUGCCCGUUCCCUGCCAGUGGACCUACCUCACCUCCGGGGCUCAGAUCACCCGCGACGAGCCCGCCGGCUCACAGGGCAGCUCACCCACCUCGUCCACUUCCACCACACCCUCCAACAAGAGGAAAAGUGCCAGCAGCCACUCCAUUACAAAGUAUAUGAAGAAAUGUGGUGACUCCGAACAGACUGAGGCCAUGGAGACUGAUGGCUUCCAGGCAGACACCGAGGAUGACGAAGACGAUGAUUGCGUCAUCAUUGGGGAACAAUCUGGAUCCUCUGAACAGGAUGCCAACACAUCCUUGCCACAAACUGAGAGAAACACAGAGCCCAUGGACACAAAUGCAUCCGAAACUGCUGCUCUUGCCUUGCCCUGCCUCACCCCAGCCACCGCCUGAGAUCUGACUCCUUCCUGUUGGGUUUGCGAUGAACCAGGCGCUCAAAAUCUGAUCUACGAUUCGAAGGAUCACACAGUAUUAAAGGUCCCCAGAAUCAAUCAUUUGUUCUCUCUUCUUUAAGUGGAGGUCUGUUAGAUGGUGUACUGCUCUUCUUCAUAGGUGAAGUCCCACUUUUUGAAAGUGUGUAAAGGCUGAUACAUUCAUCAGCUCUGACACCAAUCAGGAGGUUGAUGCUGUCUGCUGGGCUCAGUGCCCCAUUGUUUUAAAUGUUUUUUUUUUUUUCCUCUCAGAAUACUUGAACUGGUGUAUGUCUUUCAAAAAUAAUGACAAUUGAAAUAUAUUGCACUUUUAUAUUCCAUUUCUGUUUAUUUCAUUCUUCUACCCCCACCAGAAGUCUUUCACUUUUUUUUUUCUUUUCCGAGAAGCUUUGUAUAAAAACGGCAUGUGCCAUUUGUCGCCCAGGCUGCUAUAUGCGGUGUAAAUACUAUUUUUGUUUUUUGAAAAAUGGUGUAGAAGCUGAAAUAGUUGGUGGCCGUCCAACACAGGGGAAAAAAGCAGCAGCAUUGGCAUUUCUUUUGGCAAAGUAUUUUCUUAAUUGUUCUGAAUAAACUGCACCAUAGUUUGCAGUUGUAAUGGGUUUCCUACAAAGCUUGUUUAAAUAAAGCAUUAUUUAAAAAUGAA